Staurois parvus is the source of this 474-nucleotide messenger RNA. The record is from the annotation of a GenBank genome assembly. NCBI's taxonomy places the organism in Eukaryota, Metazoa, Chordata, Amphibia, Anura, Ranidae.
AUGGGCCCCUGUACCGCCUCCUCAUGCUGCUGCCAGGCCCGUAAUCUGCCAUGGGCCCCCGUACCGACUCCUCAUGCUGCUGCGGGCCCGUAAUCUGUCAUGGGCCCUGUACCGCCUCCUCAUGCUGCUGCCAGGUCCAGAGUGUGUCAUGGGUCCCUGUACGGCCUCCCAUUGCUGCUGUCUCCAUCGCCACACUCUGCCAUGUGCCACUUUCAGGUCUCCUCACACUGCUGGUGGGUUUCAUUUUUUGUCAUAGGGUGCUGUAUGGCCUCCCAUUGCUGCUGCCUCCACCGCCACACUGUGGCUCCACACUCUGGUUUUGGCCCCGUGACUGCCCAAAUGAGUGAAGUGUGCGGUGAUUCUAAGAUCGACGGCACUCAUCUGCAUGUCAUACUGACUGACAGUAUUAUUUCUCUUCCCCAGCAGACUCCAAGGGCAUUUAAAUUAAAGGUACAGUGUUCUGCACUAAUAUAA